ACUCCGCGAUGGGCCGCCGCGCGGCGAUCCCGGCCGUGUGCCUGCUGCUGUCGCUGGCCUGCGCCCCCGCGCGCGGCGGCGGCUUCCUGGACCAGUUCGGCCCCACUCUGGCCGCGAUGCAGAACAGCACUAUGUCGACGCUCCAGGCGGCCGGGGAGCAG
Prorocentrum cordatum is the source of this 161-nucleotide messenger RNA. The record is from the annotation of a GenBank genome assembly. Lineage: Eukaryota; Dinophyceae; Prorocentrales; Prorocentraceae.